Micropterus dolomieu (smallmouth bass) is the source of this 7093-nucleotide messenger RNA. It is a transcript of the gene crebrf, whose product is annotated as creb3 regulatory factor. Gene Ontology annotation, molecular function: RNA polymerase II transcription regulatory region sequence-specific DNA binding; DNA-binding transcription factor activity, RNA polymerase II-specific. The transcript has 11 exons. Gene Ontology annotation, biological process: response to unfolded protein; regulation of transcription by RNA polymerase II. The coding region runs from base 442 to 2580 and encodes 712 amino acids. Gene Ontology annotation, cellular component: nucleus. The record is from RefSeq and is a predicted model, not a curated record. Lineage: Eukaryota; Metazoa; Chordata; Actinopteri; Centrarchiformes; Centrarchidae.
AACAAAACAAACCCGAGAGAGCUGUAACAGCGUGUGGACUCCAUUGAAAAGGGGUCCUUAUUAUCUCCAACUGGGGAACCAACACGAAGCGAGACGAAUGCGCGGGCGCCCUAAAAGCAGUUUGAGCUCUCUGUAGGUACACGCCCCCCAACACACAGCACAUCCACGGCUGCUGGAGAAAAGGCACGAAACAUCCAGAAAUUUCCAUGUGCUUUAAGACCUGGUGAAUACAGAGAACCCAACCGGACCACAAUAGACCACACCAGAUUGAGCCCAGUUACUGACCCCACCCCCCCACCCUCAGCCUUGAAGUCUGCAUCCAGCAGCACUCUGCCGUCGUCUCCUUUAGAAGUCAUUUAUUGUGUUGAUCAGACGACGUCACACAACUGGGACUGGACAAGAGACCCAGAGGUUUCCCCCCGCUGGAGCAACUGUCUGGCAAUGCCUCAGCCCAGUGUGAGUGGGAUGGAGCCUCCCUUUGGGGACGCCUUUCAGAACUACUCGUUUGCUGACCAGGCCCUGACCAGCACUGACCUGCUCGCCACCAGCUCUGACCCAGAUUUCAUGUACGAACUGGACCGAGACAUGACCCACCAGCAGAGCCCCUAUAGGGACAGCAUGGUUGGGGUCGGGGACGGAGGCAAGGAGAUGGAGGGCUGUGAUCAGCUCAUGAACCUGGGCGAAUGUGAGACGGUCUGUAGCGGCUCAGCGUUCGAACAGUGGGACUCCUACUGGGAAGACCUCACCAGAUACACACGGCUGACCAGCUGUGACAUCUGGGGCACUAAAGAGGUGGAUUUCCUUGGAUUGGAUGACUUCUCUAGUCCCUACCAGGACGAGGAAGUAAUUGGUCAAACCCCGACACUGGCUCAACUCAACAGCGAGGAUUCGCAGCCUGUGUGUGAGGCGUUAUACCCCCCUGCGGACCUGACCCUGCCUGCCCUCCAGCCUCAGCCGUCUCAGCUUCCCUGUCACAGUAAGAGGCCCCUGGUCCCUGGUCAUGGAUCAGGCGCCAGCUCUGCAUGGCCCUCCCCAAGCUCCACAUCCUCUUCCCGUCCUUCCCACAGCCUUCUCCCAGAUUUUCCCGAAGGCUCCCAAAAAGCCACCAGACCUGUCCCCUCCAGCACUGAGACUAUGGCCAAGACCCAGACCCACCUCAGUCUCACCCAGGACCAUGGCCAAGCUCAAACCAAGCCCCAGGGGCGAGGAGCCAAGAUGGCAGCCCCAACUUCUCACGGCCUUGACUUUGUGAGGAAGGCUAAAGUCCGUGUGAGCGUUGUGCCUAAAACUGAGCCUGAGGAGCCACCCCGGACGGAUUUUGAGAGGCCAGAUCCCCCUCUACCUCUCUCCCAGCCCAAAGACGAGAAGGCCUCCACUUCAGCGUGCGCCAUCUUGGUGGGACCAGAUGGUGGUGCAGUCAGUGGCUCUGGCGGCCUGAUGAGCUUUGAGAGGAGGGCAGAGGUGGCAGUGAAGAUUGAGAUGCCUGAUGGCUGGUCUGCCACCCUGCCUCAACUGGCUGAGGCGAGCCAGGCCCUGGAGGGCAGCACCUCCGUGCUUGUCAGCGCUGGCGGCGUUCCAGUUGUCGAGGGCACGGAGAAGACAAAGGAGGAGGAACACAACUACUCUCUGUUCCUGAGCCGCAAGCUGGCCGGCAGAGCCCACUCCCUGCUGGAGGAGGACGAGGAGGAGGAAGACGAGGAAGAGGCAGAAGAAGAGGAGGAAGGAGAUGGGCUGGAGCUAGAUGAUGAAGACCACGAUGAGGGUUUCGGCAGCGAGCACGAGCUGUCUGAGAAUGAGGAGGAGGAGGAGGAUGAGGAGGAGGAUGAAGACUACGAAGCAGACAAGGACGACGACAUGAGUGACGCCUUCUCUGAGCCAGGCUGUGACAUGGAGCUGAUGGAGGACAUUAAAGGCCUGACAGCAGGAGUCUCCAGUCGGAAGAGAGGCAAGCGCCGUUACUUCUGGGAGUACAGCGAGCAGCUCACCCCCUCCAAACAGGAACGGAUGCUUAAGCCGUCUGAGUGGGAUCGACACACGCUGCCUAGCAACUUGUACCAGAAGAACGGGCCUCUCCAUGGAAAAUAUAUGCUGAAAAAGUCUCGCCGCACCGACGUGGAAGACCUGACUCCCAAUCCACGCAAGCUGCUGCAGAUCGGCACCGAGCUCCGGAAACUGAACAAGGUGAUCAGUGACUUGACCCCCGUCAGUGAGCUACCGCUCACCGCGCGACCACGGUCCCGCAAGGAGAAGAACAAGCUGGCAUCCAGAGCUUGUCGUUUAAAAAAGAAGGCACAGUAUGAAGCAAACAAGGUGAAGCUUUGGGGAUUGAGCACAGAGUACGACCGGCUGUUGUUUGUGAUCAACACCAUCAAGGAGGAGAUCGUGGCCCGUGUGGAGGACUCUUCUCCGCGUCCAACCAACAUGAAUGACACUCUGGAGCAUCUCAUCCAGGAAACACUUGUGGCACCACCUGUUGCUGGGCAGACUUCUGACUUCGUCAACAAGAUCUUGGAAAACACAGGACGCGGCGAUCCCACCGGCGGUCUGGUCGGCCUGCGAGUCCCAACCUCCAAAAUCUAGACAAACCCGCGGUCCACUGAGAGGAGUGGACUAAAUAUUACCACCGUGCUGUCCCAUUGUAACUAUGCUCCCCUCUGCAUGCCCCUCCAACCCAGAGUGUAUACACAUUGUUAGUCACACACACAUACACACAUACCACUCCCUGUGUGUACGUAUGUGUGCUUGUUUUAGCCAUGCACCUCUAUGGCAUACACCCUAGCUUUUUGUCUCUGCACACUUUGAGCAGAGUCAGUGCGUCAAUGUCUCCCAACCCAUUGUGAGCGUCUGUUGGGAUAAGCGCCUGUAAAAGCAAGGGAUGGUUAGGUGUAUAGCUAAUAGCACGUCCUGAAUCCACUGGUGAUUAUUAGAUGUGUUUAACAUAGCAUUGUGUAGGGUCAGUUCUGUUGAAGGACUGCUUUCAGGGCUGAGACAGAGACAGCCACACAAGUGUAACCACUGGAAUACUUUUACACAAUUUGUUUGAGGUUGUAAUAACAGACCAUAGCUUGUUACACGUCAGACACCAACAGAGGUUGAAAACGUUCCAGUUAUCAUUUCCCAGAUGAGGUACACCUCACAUGGCAACAAAAAUGAACUCCAUUAUGUUAAAUUGACCUACUCAGUAAAGUACUUUGAUGAAAACAGCUUUGGUUGCCGAGACAGCUGCAGAGAAAAAAAAAGCAGCUCGCUCCAAGGCGUUAUGGGGUGACAGAAAAUAUUUUGUACUGAAGGCCUAAAUACGUUCAUGCCAUCCCCUGAUUGCCAAUCAGGUCUGCUGUUAAACGAAUGAGUUAGGAGUAGUAAAAGCUGAAAGUUAAAAUUAGACUUUAACAAUUAAGCGUCAGACAUCCUUCUGGAUAGAGGAGGAAGCUUAAUUUCUAAUUUUGACAACCUUGACUUAAACAACAGUAGGUAGUUGACCAUGUGGAGAGGAAGUGCAUGUAGUUUUGGUGCUUUUUGGCCUUGUGCUGGUUCUAACUGGACUGGGUGAAACUGGCAUUUUGCCAGUAUGGGAGCAGAUUGUGAGGAAGAUGAUGGUGGUGAUUGAGAUGGCAAUACUAGGGAUCCAUCUCCUCUAGGAAUCUGUAUAUAAAAGUGUCUCCCAGUGAAAGAAAAACGGCACCUGCUCCCCUUUUUGUACAGUAGAGAUGACCAGGCUAACAGUUUGGUGUGUUCAUACUAGUGUUUGGUCAGAGUUCUAUUCAUUGUGCCUUGUUCCUGUAAGUCUGAGUGUGUGUGUAUGUGUGUGUGCAUGAGAGGAACUGAAUGAGAAGAGGUAAUUGGUCAGAACUCCUCUGAGGUCCAGCCAAGGAGAGGACUACUUUACACUGAGGGAGAUUGGUAGUGAGGAGGGCGACACCUGUGGGGUUUGUGGUGUAUUUCAGUUGUCUAAAGAUCUUCUGAAUGUACAUAAAAGAAAAUGGAAGCUCUCGUUGCGUGAUGCCACAGAGUCUGUGUACAUAGGAGGGCUCUGCAAUAGAUUACUUUUGGUUUUUGGUACUCUGUCUUUAGGGAUCGUGGGCGGGGGGGGAAGAGAUAUUUUCGUUUAGAGUUACACAAAAAAUAUUUGCACACUAUAUUUUGAUUGUUUUUUGUACCAAAGACACAUGCAACGAAAUGGCGACCUGCCAGUUAAAGUAAGGUUUUGCACAGCUUACCUGACGCCGUAUUGAAUGUAAGAAAUGUGGGAGGGUCAGGGAACUUCAUAGAACUGUGAAAUUAGCUCGGGUCCAAUUCUGUACAGAAAAGGAACAUUCAUUCAUGUUUUUUAAAUCUAAAAAUGACCCUAUCUGUGGGCUUCUCCAGUAGAUUUGUUGCUUAGCAAGCACUUCAUUCCUGAACUGAUUCCUCCCUCCACAUGCUAUUUGUGUUAAUGGCGCUAUCUAGGCCAAAAACCAAGAGCGCUAGUAGAUAAGCUAUGUUACAUUUUUACUUGUGUGUCAAAAUGUCAGCAACAAUAACCAAAAUGUUUCGUCACUUGUUUUAUUUCUGUAUGUAGAUAAAGUUUAGUUCAUCAACAAAAUAUUAACAGAAUUGUGUUUUUAAAGUACUGUAUAUAGAAGCAUUAAUGAUAUAUAUCAACGGUGAAAUGCCACUUUUCAUGAGAAUGAUUCAUUUUAAAGCAUGACACAUUUCUAAAGCCUGUCCUUGCGUCAAGAAAGUUAGAGGAAAAAAACCCCAAAACCCCGCCCAAAAAAAUUUGUUAAAGUUAUAUUUUUGUACUUUAGCUGCCUGCUAGCUUUCCUGUUGGUUUCAAAAUAUUUUUUGAGAGAAGGCAUAUGCGAGGAAAGAGGAAAAGGGUCUGAAAGAGCAGCCAGUCAAUCUUAUUUCACUCCUUAACCGUCAAGUCGGUUGAAUUUUUCACUUCCUGGGAUUGGCUCUGCUGCCUUUCGAGGAUGCAUUGCUGAAUUGUAUUUGCCUGGCCUUUCCUUUGGUCCUCAGCUUACAGCUUUCCUGGCCGGACACAGCCGCAAAGAAUAACUCUGAUCAUCAAAACACACAGAGCUACCACGACCAGGCCACAUAUUGGCAGCGUGUCCAACCGUUAAAAACUGCAUGACGCCUGUAUGCUUCCCUCCCUGCUGCGUCCUCAGAGGAAACGCUGCCAUUCCCGGGAAUUUUUAAAUUCUAGCAGGCAAAUACAAAGAAACAACUGAAUGUUUGACGAGGCUGAAUUCAGGUCAGUUUCAAGUGAAGAAAGAACUCCUUCACAGAAUGAUGAUGGUGAUGCAGAGGCGUAGUCUUUCUGUAUCGUGGGAUUGAAUAACAGCUAGUGCUACAUAUAUAUAUAUUUUUACUGUUUUCUGUUCUGUCUAAAAAGGGAGAAUUGGUGCUUUUUUGAAAACUAGAAUGAUGAGUAUCCAUGAUUCUUAUUUGACUUUUUAGUCUAGUUGUAGCCUAAUGACUUGCUCUCCCCCACCGUCCAUAGCUAUUUUCUUAGUAGUGAUUCAUUUUUGUAAAUAGUUAAUAUGUAUCUUAUAAAUGUUAGAUAUAUGUAUAGAAUACUCUAUCUUAUAUGUUUGAAAACAAAAGCACUUUGUCCAAAAAAGAAAAAAACAAACAAAAAGAAGAGCAUUUUUUUCUUCCAUUUGCUGCUAAAAGGCCUAGUGUGAAUGCUGCAAGUGUACUUGACGACUACUUGCUAGGAUAGGUCUAUUACCUGACUUGGCUAGGUCUAUAAACUAGCAAGGAAUAGGUGUAUGGUCUGGCGAGGGUUAGAUCUACAUGUUUCUGGAGCCAUGUAAUGAUAUGAGGUGUUGUAUGAGAGCGUAUCAUUUCUUGGCUUUGGGAAGCCCAGUGUGGUUUUAAAAAACAAAACAAAAAAAAAACCAGAGGGUUUUGAUUCCAGGGCCCCUACAUUGAUCCUGAUGCUGACCCCCGUGGUGUCAUGAUUCAUUUGCCUUCAGUAGAGGUUUCCUAUGGAAAAACUGAUUCUGCUUUGGCUUCCUCUUCAGGGUGAUGUACAGUGUAGACACAUUUCUCCAGAGAGCUAUAUUGUUAUCAUUUGUAAACUGAUUUCUACUUGUGACUUAAUGAGGAGAGGUUUAGCCUGGGGCGGCCAGGAAGAGCCUGUUUGAAAGAUGUUGUUCCGGGCCGCCUUGGGGGAAGUUACUAUAUCACUGUACUGUAUGGCAAGCCAAUUACAAAUGGAGACUCAAUCUGGACACUUAUUGCCUUCUUAAAUAACCUUUCACUUACACACAAACAAAAAUAACAUGGCAGACGUGUCAUUGGCAAGGUGCCCGAGGCUUAUGACAUUGUUCUGCCAUUAUACGGUCAACAACAACAACAACAACAACAACAACAACAACAACAACAACAAAACCAUUCAGCCUGAUAGGCUCAAAACAACCUUGACUGAAACAGCAGACGUGGUGAAACAUAUCUGAAAAAUUGAGCUCAGUUGUGUCUUUUGGGACAAUAUUAAGCGUUUCUUUUCAGCUAUGAUUUGGCCGAAGUCUGGUAGGGGGUCAACAGUGGUUAGAAGGGCCGCUGGUUGACGGAGAAUUGUCUGACAAGAGAGACAUGUGUGUUUUGUUGUCGAUCACGAGGCUGGUUCAAGAAAGAGUCCUCACAGGUUUUUACAUUUAACAUGAUAGGUGCAAGCUGUGCAACUUUACAUUCAAACCAGGAGACUCUGUGGCAUUUUAACAGUCAAGGAAACGAGCGAAAAUCCACGCCAGUAAAACUAUUCCUUUAUUCUUUUUUUAUUUCUGAUGACAUAAGUCCUAUACAGUCAGAUGUUAAGCUAAUAGAGUGUGUAAUUUUGUGCUACUCUUAUCCAAUAAAAGCUAAGUGAUCCAUAAAGCUCUUCUUCAGCAAAUCAGGGUAAUAUCGUUCUUCUAUCUGACAUAUGUGAUGACAUAUAAAAUCUAAAGAAAAUAUAUUUAUGUAUUCCAAUUAUUGUCGCCAUUCUUUACUCUGUACAAAAUAUUCUGUGUGUGUGUGUGUGUGUGUUAUGAAUUAUCAAUGUCAAUCAAUAUAGUGCAAUGCUCAACAUAAACUGAAAAAAAAAAAAAAAACUUCACACAUA